UUCCUUCAAUCUUUCCUCUCUUCUCUAUAACAUAUUUUCCUUUUCUACGUCACUAAAGGGAUGUUUCCCCCUCCUCUUCCCCACUUGAAAAUCCAUACCAGACAUAUAGUCUUAACGGUGGAUUCUUUGUGCUUAAUGAAACAUAUGGAAUGCUACUGCACAAAACCGGUUCAUGUGUCAGAAGAAAGAAAAGAAAAUCUCCUGGUCUUCUGUGGCAACCCAUGUUUGAGAGGAGAAGUAGUGCUCGACGUCGGGCCAGAAUGGAAUGAAUGGAGCACUGUUGUUGGGCCAGGCCAGCCAAAAACGAUUGUCUGGUCAUGCAUGAGACAAUUGCUGAGCAACGAAAUGUGGCACAUAUCUGACUGACUUCUCAGUUCUCAGACCACCUCAAGUCAAUGGCUGCAUUUACCCAGGCAGCACAAUGCUGAUCAUUUGUCCAGAUCAAUGGGGCUACCUGUGUAAACACAGGUUAUAGGGCUUGUGGAUAGAGCUCCAUGGUGAAACCACCUGGAGACAGAGGCCUUGUUUACCAGCUUCUUAGCACCCAAAUAAGCAGCAGAUGAUCGACACCCAUGUUGACCAUCAAGCUGAGGGAAGUUGAAGGAAUAAGACCCAACCAAAGGAAAAAGGGAGAAGACAUUGUGGGGAAAGGAUAAAGGGACUGGACACAACCCAUCAUUAUAAGCUUGUGACAUUUUAACCAGAGAAGGAUUGCCAUACAAAUGUGGACCUCCCAAAAAGUGUUCAAAUAAUUUCCCCUUUGCAUCAAGAGGACAACAGCAAUAAUCUCUGCAAUGUCUGAAAACAAAGACAUAACGAGUCGCCACCUGCAGCACAAGCUGCAGAGCCUGGGGCGACGGCUGGACGAGCUUGAGGAGGCCACCAACAAGCUCCAGAAGUCAGAAGAUGAGCUGCUCGAUCUGCAGGACAAGAUCAUCCAGGCAGAGGGCAGCAACUCCUCCAUGCUGGGCGACGUUGAGGGACUGCGCAAGCGCCUGCUAAAGAUUGAAGGCAAGGACGAGGAGGUGUGCAAGGCAGAGGACCUCUGCCGUACGGUGCGGGAGAAACUGGAGGAGGAGGAGAGCUUGACCCAGGACCUCAAGUCUGAGAUUGAGUGCCUGCAGAGGAGAAUGGCUGAGCUGGAGAAGUUGGAAGAGGCCUUCAGCAAGAGCAAGUCGGACUGCAGCCAGCUGUACCUCAGUCUCAACGAGGAGAAGAAUCUGACCCGGAAGCUAUCCUCAGAGCUGGAGGCCCUCAAGGACCGUGUGAAGGAAGUGGACACGUCAGAGGUAAGGCUGGACCGGGCAGAGCUGUUCCUGGCAGGGGAGCUGGAGAAGCUCAAGGGCCUCACUCAGACUUUUGUGAGUGAGAGGAAGAGACUCCUGGAGAAGCAAAAGGAGGAUGAGAAGCUUAUACUAAAACUGACAGAAAAGCUGGAGCGUCAGAACAGGAUUGACCCGGUAGAUCCCAGACGCAUUGAAGACGACCUCUCAUCCGGCCUGACCGGCAAGCUGGGGCGCAAGAAGAGCCUGGACUACCUGAAACUGGGCGACGACUUUGGGCUAAGGAACAAGUCAGAGAAUGAGAAGAACAGACUUGAUGGCCAAGAAGACAACAAAGUCAAGGAACUCACCCAGGAAGUGGAGAGGCUGAAGAACCGGCUGAAGCAGCUGGAGCUGGUGGAGGAGGAUCUUAAGAACACAGAGUCCAAGAAUGGAGAGCUGCAGGAGAGGUUCCAACAGGAGAGAUCCCGUAGCCGAGCACUCAACGAUCAGGUGGAGCAGCUUAGAAUGCAGCUGUGUGGAGGCAGCAGUCACGGCAAUGGAGGACCUAGCAGUUCAGCAAAGGUCCUUGAGAAUGGCAAGGCAGAGAAUGAGGAGAUCAAUGUCCGGGGUGGGUUCAGGCAGGUCAAGCCCAAGUACAGGCCUGCUGCAGAGUCAGCCACCCCCAAGUACAAGAGCGGAGAGCUGUCCCCGCAGCACAAGAUGGAGACCAAGCUGAGGAGCAAAGAACUGAGCAACUCUGAGGAAGGUUCUCCAAAGUCUGUCAGGAGGGCACUCAGUCCUGCACACAAGAGCAGGAGGACACCCAAGACUGGAACCUCAACUUCCUCUGACAAUGGAGUGAAAGAAAUAGGCAGAGGGGUAGAGGAGAAAACAACAAGAGGAGCAGCCCAUACUCCUGUCGGCACAUCUUUGAGUGACCGCAAGAAGCUCUCUGUUCUUAGUCGCUACCCUCCAGCAGCUAAUGACCAGAAGCCAUGGAAGAUAUCUCAGAAACCAAGUGAGAAUGAAAGCAAAAAAAGCCAAGUUGAUACGUUUUCUAGAUUGUAUGUCGGUAGUGACAGUGAGUCGAACAAUUCUGAUGUGGUGCCUGAAAGCUCAAGCAAGAGCAACAGUGUCUCCCCACUUGAAAAGGAUGCAUUUGUGUCUGACCUGGAGUCUGUGGACCAGGUUCAAGAGGCUCUUCCAGUGUCAAACCUCUCCAAAGCCAAUGGGUCGUACAUUGCCUACAAGUCCCACGUGUCUCCAGUGGUCAGUGAUCAUGGCUCUGAGGGCCACUCCUCGGCCUCUGAGACUGAAUCACCUGGGUCCAGGCCCUCGGAACCAGAACCUGUGCCUGAGGUGACAGCACUGAAUAGCAGAACCUCCACCACUCCCAAGUGCUCCAGAUACUGUCGCAUACAGGACUCUCAGUCAGAGGGCUCCUCCACCAGGAGCUCGAUUGACGAGGAGCAGCACAGGCUGUUGGUGGCAGAAGGAGAAUCCCUGGAGCCCACUCACACCCCAUCAGGUAUAGAGCUCCGCAGGGUCUGCAGCCCACGGGAAGCCCUGAGGUCAAAGGCAGUCAUCAAGCCAGCCAUCGUGGAAAUUGAUAGGAAGGAAGUCAUGAUAUCCAGAGGUGGGGCAGAGCCCUUGACCUCCUCCAAUGGCAAGCCCAAAAUCUCCACGAAACCAGUCCUUACCAGUAGCAUCACUAUCUACCCCAACGAUCCCAACUCUUCCAGGACCAGCAGCCGCAGCAGCAGUGUAUCCAGCGAGCCACCAGUCAAGGAACGCCACACGUCCACCAGCAAUAUCGUCAUCGGCCCCAGUGAGCACAGGGGAAGUAUCUCCAACCCCGAGAGAGAGAUCACACCCUGGCUGUCCAUGGAUGGCCCUGACGAAUCAGGGGUGCUAGGGAUGACCUGUGCAGAGACACACCUACUCCCCCGAAGCAACUACAGCCUCCGGUCACCGGAGACCACCUACGACUUCAACAACGACACAGAGUCGGGUUUCGAGAGCAGCAGUAGCAGCACUACCACCGUCACCAGCUGGAGGAGCCAACACCAUGGCCACCACACCUCCCAGGACGACAGCCUCCCAGAGAUGAGAAACGUGACGGUGCGAAGCACCUGGAAGAACAGGGGGGCGGCAUCCGUGGACGAGCCUGGCCGGGGGGCCAGGAUGUACGGGAUGGGCACUGAGGACGAGGCAGAGUCGGCCACCACGUGGAGGGCUUACCGCGCCACCACCAUCCUGGACUCGGAGGAGACGGUAAGCGCCACAAGGGCUGCUACAUCACGGACAGCCAAGCCUUCCCCAGCAGAGGUGUAUAUGCGCAGGAUCAACAACAGUGUGGUGACCACCAGGGACGUCGCAGAGCCAGUGUGCCGGAGCAAAAGCUCCCUGUUGCCCACAGAGGGAGGUCUGCAGAUGAGUAUCCUCCACGAGCCUGUCAGCUCUCAGAAGCUUGUUCCCUGGCGGACACAACCCAUGGCUGCUGACGACACGGACCCCAACCCUGGGUCGUGGAGGACAAGGCCGGCGCCCGGUGACCUAGAUCCCUAUGAGAGGGAGAGCGAGAGGAGCUCCAGGACAGAGGUAGGGUCCAGCAGAGGGACGAGGACCACAGCUGCCAGACCAGCGCUCUUGUCCAAUAGGGGUCAUGCUGGCCGGGUGGAGGGAAGGACCGGGCGCGGCAAUCGACAGUGGAGCAAUCGUCAGACCGACGACUAAACCGGCCAACCGUCUUAGUCUCUCCGCUUCAUAAUAUCCAGAGCUCUCCAUCCCCCCCCCAAACUGCACAACAAGGAGGAAUGUACUGCGUCCCACAUCUCUAACCCCCCCCCACUCCCCCCCAGCAACAGCAGUGGCAGGCAAGUUCCUGCCAAGUCCCUGUCCAGCAACAACCCAUGCUUCGGAGUCUAAAAACAAGAUGGCCACCUGUAAAACCUUCCACCACAACGUCCAUGUAUAAACCCUGGAUGACUGACUGGUUGCUGUAUUGAAGCCACCGCGCAGCCAUCUUGAUUUUGGAAGCUAUGGAAAUGCAUUUAUUAAUGUCUACAUAAGUUUUUGACAUUCUAUUACAGACACCUUUGGCAAUACUUUUAAAAUAUAUUAUGUGAGCUAAACAUAAAAAUAAAAAACUUGUUAAAAAUAUUCCUUUAAGUAUUUUUUGUAGAGUACUAAUGUUUACUCUCCCCACUACAACAACAAAAUACUUAAAUGCAUGUAAUGUUGACCUUAAAACAUUGAAUUUAAAUACUCUAGAAUACAUUCCUAUGGAGGACUGCUCAUACUAGGGAGUGCCAAUAUGGCCGACCGGUGGCUUCAAAGCCUCUCAGUGGUUUAUACAGAGUGUCAGCAAUCCAGGGUUUAUAUAUGUAAUUGAUCUGCACAGACCACUUCAGUUGUAUUAUAAUAUGCCCAUAUACAGUGUCGCGAUGGAGUGGACCCCACCACCAGCCAACGUACCCUCUUCCGCUUCUUCUCCUACCUGAUGUAUUAUAAUGUAUUGCUCCAACUUGACAAGGGAGAGACGCUCACUCGGGUGACUGGGUCUGGAGGUGUGUGUGUGUGUGUGUGUGGGGGGGGACCGAGAGAAGAGGGGAGUGACACAGGAAGGAAGGAUUUGUUGUCUUUCAGAAUGGACCGUUACAAGACCUCACUUUGGAACUUCCAAGCGGAGCUCCCCCAAGCUGCACAUAGAUGUGACCAAAAACAGGGAGUGAAUUACUUUUUAUUUUUAUUUUUUAAAGGUCCUCUGAUCUCGGAAAUGUGUGUGUGUGUGUGUAUAUAUAUAUAUAUAUAUAUAUAUAUUUUUUUUUUACUUCAUUUGGUGAGCUUUUGUCCAUGUGUUUGCUUCAUACUGACAACCAUAGCAGUUUUUGCAGGGUUUUAUUUUGCACAUCGUACACCUAUAUCUAUUUUUAACCUACAAACAUGACUAUCGUCCCAGAGAAUGCAUAAUGUGGGCCUAAAAGAAGGUUGACUGUAGGGCUUUGAGGAAGUUUGCAUGUUUCAACAUAAUGUAUAAGAGGAGCAUUUUGGAGUUGUGUGCCUCCAGUUUCCCAGCAUGUUGUCUGCUUCAAGAACAACAAAGACAAGGACCCUGUCAUAGACCCAUUCUUAUUUUCUUAUAGGCUGCAAACUCAAUAUCCUCUUCAACAUCUGUCCCUAUGCAAUAAGGAAGAUAAUAGCUAAGUACUUUGAUCAACAACCUUCAAAUUGUGGUUCAUUUGGUUACUCAGUAAUUCGCUCCCUGUUGCUCGCCACCGUCUCUUCCCCCUACUCAACUGGACUCUAGAAUUUGUCUAUUGGGACACACAGCAGGAAGGAAGGUCCAUCCCCCUUUGUCUGCACUCAAUGAAUGAUGGAAUGCACUUAUUUAAGCUUGGGGGACAUGCAUUUGUCAUCUGGAACAGGACUACUAUUCCCAUGGUGCUCUGCUUCAGCGCACUUUCCUCCAACUGUAACUGAUGCCCUGGAUCUAGCAGUAAAAUGUGCUGCGCUGCUGUGAACAGCCAAUCAAACAUAGGAAUUCUCCAAUCACCACAAGGAACAAUCAGUCAAGAUACAUGCGACUGUGUUUGCGUUGCGAUUCGUCUCAACUUCUCCCUGUUUCUAUAGAAGUGUAUUUUGUUGUAAUAUUUAAACUGGACUUUUCAUUGUUGGAUUAGGGAGGGUUCUCGGUCACUCUGGCCAGAAACGGAGAUCACUGGGUUGCCAUAGAAACACAACCAGUCUGGCAGGUGGUGAGGCCUGAUGUACUCAUACAGGCAAUACUCUGAACUCUGACCUACAAACUCUGGUAGGAAGUUCCCCCUUGAUACUGGUCAGUCAUUGUCAUUUAGCCUUGCCUGUGUAGUAGCAGCCGACCAGCCGUUUCACUGUUUAGCUUUCAUAUUUAUUUGUUAUUUACCACAAAAUGCAUUUACCUAUUUUUGUCAUUGUGAAUGUUACAAUUUGGUGAUGGGGACCUACCAUUUACAGUCCUUUAGAUUUAAUAGUGUAUUGUUUAUGGGAAAUGGAAGAAGUCAUUACACACAAAGAAUACAAAUAUAAUCACCCCUAACACCGAAAUCACCACGUUGUAUUCCUCUAACCUUGUGGAAAUGUGAGGUGCAAUUCCCCUCCUGCUGGCUACACAUUACUAAGCUGUUGAGCCUAGGCUGUGUGAAUUACUCCCUAGUAUUUCAGUCAAGGUUGGUCUAAAGGUUGUGUGGACAAGUAUAAUGAAUGCAGUCAUUACACAUUUGAAAAGAUUUUCACAUUUGUAGAGAAUAUUUUAUUGAAGACCAUUGUGGUUUCAAUUGAAGAAAAAUCUACAGACGAGUAAAAGACCCCCAAUCUUUUGAAUUGAAUAAUGUUUUUGUUUUCCCCUUCAAAAAAUCUUCAAAGGACCCAUUAAAAUAAUGUUCGCUGCCCAAAAUGUUCUGACCUUUCUAUUUGCCGGUCAGAAGUGCUCCAGCUCGGCAUCAUAAAGCAUUAGUGUUGCCAUGUGGCCUCUUACACGGCUACUGGCCCAUCCUGUGAACAUGUGUUCAGUGCAAACACACACACCGCUUGAUGUUGUUCAGAAGCCCGGCGCUGAUGUGCCAAGGGCUACGUGAUGACUUAUCCACUUCAGAAGGCUUCUGUUGUUGACCAGCUCUCAGUUACCAGGAUGACAACCGCCAGAAGGCCACUCAUUCCAAAUCUGUAUUUCCGACCUCAUCACUUCUUUCCUGCACAGUGGUUCCAGUUUCCCCUCUUCUUCCCCCUCCUCCCCCUCCAAGAAUGCCACGAUUCUUAACGACCGUGAUAAGUAUUGCUAGUUCUGAGAGCCGUUUUACAGUCUGCCAAGGCUUGCCGGCAGACACUGAUAUACAGCCCCCGGGUAGCCGAAAGGUCAAGGCUGGAGCUAAUCGCGUCUUUCCCUUGGACUUUGGGGGUUAUAAAUACUGUGAGGAAAGCAAAACGAUUUGGCAGCGGCCAGCACUAACCCGAAAUGGAGGCAGUUGAUGAGUGCCAGUCAGAACUGGCUCGCGCCGAUGUGUAAACCAAAAUCCACGUGCUGGUUGUCCAUCAUAGCCAAAGGGUUUAUGUGUGAUGCUCAUAUAAAAGUGUCUGUGCAGACUCUUGUUGCGAUUCACUCACUGGGGACAGUUUGAUAGUCUGCAGUUAGCUAGUGAACUCCAGCCCAUCUUAAUGAGAUGCUGAUUUCAGAGGUCCGUGUCAAAGUUGAGCCCAGGAACAUCACAGGCUGUCAUUCCCAUAGACCUACAUCACCAUGGGUCGGUUAUCAUCAAAUUUCAUUGAUCCUAUGAUGCAAGGCCAGCACCCCUGUCUGCUCAGAUAAUCAAGAGCGAUCAUUGCUGUAGGGAGAUUGACCUUCUCCGAUCAUGCCUAAUCUGACAGAGGGAGACUAGGUUUAGACAGGAUAAACCUCAGCCAAUUUUUGAGAUGAGAACUAAACUCUUAACAUUCCUCAUUAUGUAACUUCUGGUGUAAUAAACAUCUGUUAUUUACGAGCCGUUGUUUUUUCCUCUCUUACAAGGUAGCGUAGAAUGUAGUUAGUGGAGCGGGACCAGAGAGCAGAAAUGGCUCUUUGGAGUGACUUGCCAUUGGUCCUGUAGGGCCUCUUUUGUAAGGUGAGGGUUCAUGGUGUCUUUGGACAUCAGAAACGGUAAUCUGCACUUAACCAGCACUUAAAUUAAGACCCUACAUAAGUAAGCCCCCUUUUAGCUGCCCUUUUGUCAAAAGUUGCUUUUGCCCCUGAGAAUUGUAUUCCACUCUUUGAUUUAUUUUCUUCGCUGAAUGUAUGGUCAUCAAAGAUGAGAUAUAUAUAUAUAUAUAUAGUGUAAAUGUGUGUUUUUGCACCGGCCAAAUUGGAAAAAGUUGCUUGGAGCAAUUGCGAAACAACUCGUCUGAUAAUGUGAGGAGUUGUGGACUGUCACAUUUAUUGUACAGAUUAUUAUAAAGUGCUUCAUUUUUUUUAUUUUUUACGAUUGAUUUCCUGAGUCAUGGCACUUGUGUGUGGCCCUGCCUUCUAAAAUUGUGCCAUAAUCAUUCCACAGUAUUUCCAGUUUACAGUCUGAGACAGCGCCAGUGUUUUCCAAGAUGGAGACCCUGUCUCUUCAACUAUUUGUGCUGAAAUAAGGGGAAAUAUUCAAUUUGAGGGUUUCUUUUGUUUUCAACUCAUGUAUUUUUUGUUUCAACAAAAGAUGUCUUAUUUUGGAAGCUGUAUCGGAUAGAUUUUAUUUAACAAAAUCUUGUAAUUUUGUAAAGUGGGCCUUAUUGAAAUAUAUGUAAGAUUUUGUUGUUGCUAGAUAUGCAUCUUUCUCAUUAAUGCACUCCUGGAGAGUACUUCCUGUUUUUUUUAGUUUUUUUUAUGUGAGAGAUGUCAUGAUCUCGAGCUAUGACAUGAGAUGGCAAGCCAACAGAGAUUUGUUGUAGUCUCUGUCGAUUUGAGAGUAAUGUACGUUUUAUCAAGAGCGUGUCUGCUCCGUCCACGCGGUCUAAAGUCAUUCUCCAUGUGGCGUCCUGUUAUUAGCGCUUCAGGAAUCAGUCAUUCUAACAGGUUCUCUGUUUUCUCUCUCAUGCAUUCAGGGUUUAUUCAUCUUGUGUGCUGUAUGUAAGUGCUGCCAAAGAAAGAGAUGUUCAGGCCUCGAGACACACACACCUACACACACUCCAACAUGAACAACUGGAUAUUCUCCACACACACCUACUCACACUCCCACAUAGACACACAGAGGAAUUUUGUCCUGUACGAUCAAGUUGGAAAUCAUGUAUUUUAUAUUGCAGUGUGUUUAUAAAUGGAUAGAAAUGACUCUUAAGCGGCUGGAGGGAACGUAUGGUCGUAUUAAAGAGAAACAUUUAUGAAAUCAGAUCAGAAGGGUUAUUGUGGAUGUCGCUGCUCUGAGCUUCUCUCUGUGUGUCAGUGAUACACGGCAAACUGUGCGGGAUGCUUUUUCUGUCCUAGGGUAAUAUACAUUUGUGCAUGUUUAACCUUACCGCGUUCUGCAUGUAGGUCUCUCCAAGCUGCCAACUGUACAGUGGAUUAUGUAUUCCAAUAAAAAUAAAAAAAACUACCUGUUUGUAACCAUG
Molecule: messenger RNA, 9359 nt
Organism: Salmo salar (Atlantic salmon)
Lineage: Eukaryota; Metazoa; Chordata; Actinopteri; Salmoniformes; Salmonidae
Source: RefSeq, a predicted model, not a curated record